CAGCAUUACUCGUUUCUACGUGGCUCUCUAAAUGACACGUGUCAUAUCUUGGGUCUUUCCAGAAGCUCCAACUUCUGAAACCCUAGGCUAAACCCUCCCUCCCACCGUAUAUAUAGCAAACCCCUUCAAACCUCCCCCAAUCGCCUCCAUCAAGAGUUCAUAUCAGAUAAAGAGAGUGGGAGACAGAGAGCAAGUGAGAGAGGGAUGUCAAGCUCACCGGCUUCCAUGGCGGCAUACAGAAUGAUACGAUUCGGCAAGUCUUCAUUUCACCGCCUAUUUCACAGCCACCAUUGCAGCCCCACCGCCACCUCCGCCGCGAUACAGUUGAUUGACAAUGCUGCUGAACCUCGCACGACGCAUCGAUUUUCUGUUGAACUCCCCAAUCCAUUUACGGUUCAACUUCACGAACUCCGACCGUACCAAAACAAUUUGGUUCCUCCAAUCGAUGUACAGUAUCAUGCGGCAACUUUCCCUUCGGUCGAUCGAUCUCGUGUCGAGGUACGUGGCCGUCCGAUCAAGAUUGAUGAUGAUAUAAAAUAUGAGGAUCCUGAUAGCGACGAUGACGAUGACGAUAACGAUGAUGAUAUUGAUAUUGAGGGUUUGAGUGAUAUAGAAGAUUUUGAUGAUGACGCAGAAGUUGAUGAAACAGUUCGUCGUCGUCUCAGGAAAUGAAUGUAAUCUUUCCUUUGAUUGCUGUUCAUCUUCAGUUUAUGAGUUUUAUAUCCCUUUUUCCGAUGAGUGAGAAAUGUAGAAUGGAUGAACUGCAAGCCUUUGAUUUGCCUCUGUUUCUGUUUAAUCUAUAGAUCAAAUUGUAUUUUGCACUUGCAGAUUCGAUCUUUUACGUUGCACUUCUGAACGUAUUAAAAGCAUUGUAAUAUAUUUUUUUUCUUUUUUCGGCUAUUAAAGAAAGCG
Ilex paraguariensis (yerba mate) is the source of this 912-nucleotide messenger RNA. The record is from the annotation of a GenBank genome assembly. Lineage: Eukaryota; Viridiplantae; Streptophyta; Magnoliopsida; Aquifoliales; Aquifoliaceae.